Molecule: messenger RNA, 307 nt
Organism: Staurois parvus
Lineage: Eukaryota; Metazoa; Chordata; Amphibia; Anura; Ranidae
Source: the annotation of a GenBank genome assembly
UUAUAGCAAGACUGCAGCGGGCAUUCUGACACUGGGGGGAACUGACUUGGUGUCACUUACAUUCCCAGUGACACCAAUACAGUGAUCAGUGCUAAUAAAAACCACUGACACUGUACUAAUGGCACUGGGCAGGAAGGGGUUAACAUGGGGGUGAUCAAAGGGUUAACUGUGUGCUGUUUUACUGCAAGCUGGGGGGCUGUGUCAGUGUACAUUACUGCAAUCACAUUGCUCUGGAUGGCUGUGCUGUGCACAGCCAUCCAGAGCAGUGUGCCAUGAGCUGACAGGGAGGAGGACUGUCAGUAAACAA